AUGGACGUCGUAGACAGUGACAGAUAUCGGGAGGCGGUGGAACGGCUGCGGCGCCUCCUCUACGACCCUCCACCCUGGGAUGCUCCGCCCACGGUGCACCCAGACCACGCCCUUCACUCCACCCACCACACUUACAACGCCUCCCACUACACUGCAGUGAGUGGCGGUGACAUGGAGGGCGUCCGCGUGGGUAUGGGCCUCGGUGGCGUUCCCUCUCGGUGGCUCCUGGAGAUGCUGCGUCACCAGGAAGACCUUAUUGCUCAACUCGAGAAGGAGAAUGAGUUCUUGAAGAGAGAAGUCGUGUCCGUUGGCGAGGGCGUGAAGUCCAUGGCGAAGGAGAACACGGAGCUGAACAGAAGAUUAACGGAGUCUCUAAACCAAGCCAUUAACACAGGCGAAGGAUCAGACAUUUCUAGCUACAACUUAGAUGAGAUGGAUGAGGCCAUUCAGCGACAGGUGGCAGCACUAAGCAGGGAAAGAGCCCUUCUGCAGGAGGAAGUGGGACGACUUGAAGGAUCUCUCGCGGCCGUGACCAAGCGGGAGCAGGAGGCGCUGGCGAAACUCAACCACGCCCUCGCUCUCGCCCAGGAUACACACGCACACACAGCCAAGGUCAGAGCGAGCAGCGAGUCGGCCCUCGAGGAGGUGACCAACCUGCUGACGGUGACGCAGCAGGAGGGCAAGGAGCUGAAGCGCCAGCUGGCCGACGCCGAGGAGAGGCUGAAGAAGCAGGAGGGCAACGCCGAGGAGCGCGAGGCUCAGCAGAGGCAGCGCCUUCAGCGGCUCGAGGACGACCGGGACGAGUUGGAGCAGCUCGUCUCGCAGGUCAAGCAGCAGGUGCGGGACGGCGCGAGAAAGAUCGCGGAUCUCGAGGAGGACCUGCACGUGGCCAAGGCGGCCCGCCUCCGCCUCGAGGCCCAGCUGGAGGAGCAGCGGCAGCACUCGAAGGACGCCCACAGCAGACUCGAUCAGAUCAUUAUGGCGCGCAGCGGCGAGGCGGCGGCGGGGGCGGCGAGGGCGAGGGAGCUGGAGGAGAGGCUGAGCGUGGCCAGGCAGGACUCCAAUCGACUCCUUCUCACCAUCACGUCCUUGGCGCAGGGUACGGGGAGGACCACUGAACUCGACACGACAGAUGACGUCAAGAGCGAGAGACGAGCGGCGGAACAGCAGUUGAGUGCUACCUUGGCCGCUCUCCAGACUAAGCACGAAGAUGAAGUGAUGAAGCUGCGGGAGGCGGCGGACCAGCAGAGCGAGGCCAUGAAGAGCCUGAAGGAGGAGGUGGAGCGAAUGAGGCAACAGCUGGCCGAUGACAACGAGAAGUAUCGGGCGGAGCGAGCUCGGUUAGAGCAGGAAGGAGCCCGCGUCCAGCAGGCUCUCGAUCGGAUCCAGGAGGAAGUUGCCCGGGAGCAGCAGAGGGCGAGGUACCAGGGAGGGCUUUACCAACAGGCCCUCGAGAAGCUCAAGCAGGCGGAGGCCACGGCGGCAAGUGCGGAGAGCAAGACUGCUGAGCUGUUAGACAUUGUGAGGACAACGGGCAAGGAGAGGGACGUCCUACGCCAGGAAGUCACGUUCCUUCGGAGGAUAGUGUCGACAUCUUCGGAUCCUACAGCUGCUCUUGUCAUGCCGCCCCUCGAACCCCUGUCUCCUUCUCCUAUUCCUCCGGCCGAGGACGCCGAAGGAAUACUGGAGACGGGGAGAGAAGGAAGAAAUCAAGAAGAGUUGGAAAUCGGGAUGAGUGCGGCAGUGCUGGCGAACGACUCUGUGUUUAGAGACGUGACGGUGGCUCCAGGUGUGACGUUACUCCAGCUGUACAGCGAAACGUAAAGACAUUCCAGCUGUUUCAGUGAUUGUUGCGUCUCAUGAAGCGAAAGGAAAACUCAGUUGCACGAGUCAAGCUCCAGGUAACUCCAGCUAUCAGUAAACAAAACAAAAUCGAGCUGUUAUUGUACCAGUGAAAUAUGAGAUGCGUCUCGCCUAACAAACGACUCGAACCGUCCUAAUGAGUGCUGAUAUUAGCGAAAUUUCACCUGCGCUCUGAUCGCGUUCUGAACCACCAGCUGUAGGAGAGAUGUUCAGUAUGUUAUUGUGUGUUCUUCCACAUGGACCAAUUGAUGUUAAUCAGUAGUUGGUUGUAGACGUUUUUACCCACUUGUGCCAAUGGUAAUCCAACCUUUUUUUCUAAUGUUCCUUAAAUUCCUCGCAAGCAUACCAGAAGCUGUUAACGAAAAAAACACAUUCUCUGUAAUUGAAAGUAACGAAAACAAAAUAAUAUGAAAUUUAUGUAUAGAUCUGGUGCCUGUUAUCAGCUUCUGGUUGUCUGGAGGCAAUUCAUCUUGUGAUUCUAAAACUACAUCUCAUUAUGCCAUUGUACUUAUUUAUAUAAAUCACAAACUGAUCCACAUUUUUUUUUUCAAUAGUUUCGUCACUGAAUGUGUGGUGUUGAUGGCACGAAAAUGAGCAAUGAAUUGUUAUCAGAUUCCGGAACUAAUAUUUUCUUAAAUAAAUGAGAGGUACAAAUAGCCACCAGGUUAUCCGGAUCCUUGGUUUAUACGGUCUGUAAACCGGUUGAAGGUCAUUCGUUUCUGCCUCUUCUCACGUUUAAUAAAUUGCAAAUAUGUGUUA
Molecule: messenger RNA, 2622 nt
Organism: Penaeus vannamei (Pacific white shrimp)
Lineage: Eukaryota; Metazoa; Arthropoda; Malacostraca; Decapoda; Penaeidae
Source: RefSeq, a predicted model, not a curated record